AUGUCUAGCAGCGGCGUUAUGGAUCGCGAGCAUGCGCUGUCAACAUUCAAGGAAAAGCUAUUGGAGUCUAGAGAAUGGGAGGCAAAGCUCAAGGCUCUGCGGUUAGAAAUUAAAGGGUUGCAGAAGGACUUCGACCAUACUGAGGACAAUAUCAAAGCUUUACAAAGUGUUGGACAAAUCAUCGGCGAGGUUUUGAAACAACUUGAUGAUGAGAGAUUUAUUGUUAAAGCAUCAUCAGGCCCCAGAUAUGUUGUCGGCUGCAGAUCGAAAGUCGACAAAUUGAAGUUGAAGCAAGGAACCCGUGUCGCGCUCGAUAUGACAACUCUCACAAUUAUGCGAAUGUUACCUCGAGAAGUCGAUCCCCUCGUUUAUAAUAUGUCUUUGGAAGAUCCUGGACAAGUAAGCUUUGGUGGAAUUGGUGGUUUGAACGAACAAAUUAGGGAACUACGAGAAGUCAUCGAGCUGCCACUUAAGAAUCCGGAGUUAUUCUUGCGAGUCGGUAUCAAGCCUCCAAAGGGUGUUUUGUUAUAUGGGCCUCCAGGAACCGGGAAGACUCUGUUAGCAAGAGCUGUUGCUAGCAGUCUGGAGACAAACUUCUUGAAGGUUGUUUCAUCUGCUAUCGUCGAUAAGUAUAUUGGAGAAUCUGCGCGUCUGAUCAGAGAAAUGUUUGGUUAUGCCAAGGAACAUGAGCCAUGUAUUAUCUUCAUGGACGAAAUUGAUGCCAUUGGUGGACGUAGAUUUUCGGAGGGAACUUCGGCAGAUCGUGAAAUUCAGAGAACAUUGAUGGAAUUAUUGAAUCAACUCGAUGGUUUUGAUUAUUUGGGAAAGACAAAAAUUAUCAUGGCAACCAACCGUCCAGAUACGCUGGAUCCCGCACUUCUCAGAGCUGGGCGUCUUGACAGGAAGAUUGAAAUUCCUUUACCAAAUGAGGUCGGACGAUUGGAAAUUAUGAAGAUUCACGCUUCCAGUGUAGUCAUUGAUGGCGAGGUUGACUUUGAGAGUGUGGUAAAGAUGAGUGAUGGUUUGAACGGUGCUGAUUUACGAAAUGUCGUCACAGAAGCUGGUUUAUUUGCUAUCAAGGAUUACAGAGAUGCUGUUAACCAGGACGAUUUUAAUAAAGCAGUUCGCAAAGUGGCAGAAUCAAAGAAAUUGGAGGGCAAGCUGGAAUACCAAAAACUAUGA
Molecule: messenger RNA, 1182 nt
Organism: Sclerotinia sclerotiorum 1980 UF-70
Lineage: Eukaryota; Fungi; Ascomycota; Leotiomycetes; Helotiales; Sclerotiniaceae
Exons: 4
Coding region: 1-1182 (393 amino acids)
Biological process (GO): positive regulation of RNA polymerase II transcription preinitiation complex assembly
Cellular component (GO): proteasome regulatory particle, base subcomplex; cytosolic proteasome complex
Molecular function (GO): proteasome-activating activity; ATP hydrolysis activity; ATP binding
Source: RefSeq, a predicted model, not a curated record